Malaclemys terrapin pileata is the source of this 2834-nucleotide messenger RNA. RefSeq names its product SRSF protein kinase 3 (gene SRPK3). The transcript has 15 exons. Lineage: Eukaryota; Metazoa; Chordata; Testudines; Emydidae. The coding region runs from base 879 to 2810 and encodes 643 amino acids. Gene Ontology annotation, biological process: regulation of mRNA processing; protein phosphorylation; spliceosomal complex assembly. The record is from RefSeq and is a predicted model, not a curated record. Gene Ontology annotation, molecular function: ATP binding; protein kinase activity.
AGCCAGCCAACACCCCCCUGCACCCCUGAGCCAGCCAACAGCCCCCUCCACAGGGGACAGGCCCCGUGCCCCCCCGUGCUGGCCAUCACCCCUCCCCGAGCCAGCCAACACCCCCCUACGGGGAUGUGACGGAGCACGGAGGGGGAGUGUUACGGGCACUCUCUGCAUCGGUGCUGGCUGGGGGGGACUCUCGGGGUGACUUCACUUGAGGGGCGACACCUGAGUGUAACCUGAGCUGGGAGGGGGCUGGGGCCAGGUGACCCCUUCUGCCUGGGACACUGGACAAAGGCUGGAGGGGGGGCUGGAGGAGGGGCUGGGGGGUGGUGGGGGUCAGAUUGGAGCUGGCUGGGGAGAUGGGGUCUGGGCUCCCCACCCCCAGGAUGGACCCAGCUGAGGAGUCCUGGUCUCUGUCCCUACGAGCUCCCCCGUGUUCCUGGCGGCGAAUAACCCUUCGCGGGGACUCGCAGGAAGUGGGGUGCAGGCCCCAACUUCCCCACACCGUGUGACAGUGCCCCCCCGAGCCAGCCAGAUUGGGGCCAGAUUGGAGCCAGCACCCCCUAGAGGGCAAACGCCCCUGCCCUAUCCCCCCCCAGCCAGGAGAUGGGGGGCUGGGGCUGGAAGAGGCUGGGGGGCUCAUUGGGCCUGGGAGGGAAAGAGGAGUCUGGCCUGUCUGUGUCUGGAACCCCCCCCACCCUAAGUCCCCCCCCUUAAAUUGGGGGUCUCAUCCCAGGUACUGCCAGAGAGAUUGAUACAACCCCCCUUCCUGGGGUCCCCCUCCCCUUCCCCACUUCCCCUCCCCCUCCCGGGAUUCCCCCACGUGGAGCAGCAGCUGUUCCUCUCCCCCGCGGGGGGCACAUGCGCCGGCUCCACAGGGAGAAAUGAGCAGCAGGAAGGGUCCAGGCAGCUCCCAGGGCAAGAAACCCAAAAAGAAACACAGGAAAGAAAAGGGACCAAGAGCCACGGCCCCCAGGGUGCCCCAGCCCCCCAGCCGCACGGAGCCCCCCCCCGCCCCUCCGCCGCCUCUGGCCCUGCCCCCCCCAGCCGGGGGGCGCCUGGGCUCCGAUGACGAGGAGCAGGAGGACCCCAGGGACUAUUGCAAAGGCGGGUAUUACCCGGUGGCGAUCGGGGACCUGUUCAACGGGCGCCACCACGUGGUCCGAAAACUCGGCUGGGGCCACUUCUCCACCGUCUGGCUCUGCUGGGACAUCCAGCGGAAGCGGUUUGUGGCGCUGAAGGUGGUGAAAAGCGCCGGGCAUUACACCGAGACAGCCAUGGAUGAGAUCAAACUGCUCAAAUGUGUUCGGGACUCGGACCCAAGUGACCCCAAGAGAGAGACCAUCGUCCAGCUCCUCGAGGACUUCAAGAUCUCGGGCAUCAACGGCGUCCAUGUCUGCAUGGUGCUGGAGGUGCUGGGGCACCAGCUGCUGAAAUGGAUCAUCAAAUCCAACUACCAGGGGCUGCCCCUGCCCUGCGUGAAGAGCAUCCUACGCCAGGUGCUGCAGGGCCUGGAUUACCUCCACACCAAGUGCAAGAUCAUCCACACGGACAUCAAGCCGGAGAACGUGCUGCUGUGCGUGGGCGAGGGCUACGUCCGGCGCCUGGCGGCCGAGGCCACCCGCUGGCAGCAGCUGGGGGGGCCGCCCCCCUCCGCCUCCGCUGUGAGCUCGGCCCCCCAGGGGAUGGAGAUGUCCAGGAACCGGCGCAGAAAGCUGAAGCGGAAGCAGAAACGGCAGGGCCGGCUGCUGGCCGAGCGGCUGCGGGACCUGCAGCGGCUGGAGGAGCUGGAAACGGGGCCCCCCCCCCCGCCUGGGGCUGACUCCGACACAGAGGAGGAGUGGCCCCUCCCCGGGCAGGGCAGCGUGGCCAGCAGCCCCCAGAGCCAGACCUCGUCCUCCGGCUUCCAGGCCCUGCCGCCCUAUGACGCCUGGAACGGCCCCUUGGGGGGCGCCCCCCCCCGCCGGCCCCCCAGCCCCGACUCGGCCACUUCCGGCUUCUCCAGCUCCCUCUUCUCCACGGCCUCCGGCUCGGGCAGCUCGGGCCAGCGGGAGCGUGGGGGGUUGCUGUCACCCAGCGCUCCGUUCAGCGCCUCCGAGUUCCUGGUGAACCCCCUGGACCCCCAAAACGCCGACCGCAUCCGAGUGAAGAUCGCGGACCUGGGCAACGCCUGCUGGGUGCACAAGCACUUCACCGAGGACAUUCAGACCCGGCAGUACCGGGCCCUGGAGGUUCUGAUCGGCGCCGGCUACAGCACCCCCGCCGACAUCUGGAGCACAGCCUGCAUGAUCACAUCGCCCACAUGGUGGAGCUGCUCGGCGAGAUCCCCCCCCACUUCGCGCUCUCGGGGCGCUACUCCCGGGAAUACUUCACCCGCCGAGGCGAGCUGCGGCACAUCCCCAGCCUGCGGCCCUGGGCGCUGGGCGCGGUGCUGCUGGAGAAAUACGAGUGGCCCCAGGAGCAGGCGGCCGCGUUCGCCCGGUUCCUGCUGCCCAUGCUGGACUUCCUGCCCGAGCGGCGCCCCACGGCCGCCCAGUGCCUGCAGCACCCCUGGCUGGGCCCCUAGGGACCCCGGCGUCCGGCCGCCCCCCGCCUGCAGUACCCCCGGCGUCCGGCCGCCCCGCGCCUGCAGCACCCCCGGCUGGGCCCCUAGGGACCCCGGUGUCCGGCCGCCCCCCAGGAACCCCGGCGUCCGGGUUGCCCUGUGCCGUGCGUGUCAGGGACCCCGGCGUCCGGGCUGCUCUGUGCCGGCGUGGGGCCGGUUGUCUGUGUUUAGGGGCAGAGCGUGGGGGGCGCUGCCCCCCCCCGGCCUGUGACACUUGAUUAAAUGGUUUGACAAA